AUGCGAUCCCUUCCGAAACGCAACAACCCUCUGAUUCUGCCAGAGUCCUCCCCUUCCUAUGAGGAGCUUCUGACCUUGCGCCGCCUGGGAAAGACACACCUGACCGUCAAAGCCACCCAGGUUGGCACCUCGAAUGCCACCAAACCAGAGAACUUGGGCCUCUUUGAGUAUGCUCACCUACGCGCUCCGCUGCCCAAGGACUUGCGCGGCUCAGAGAUCUUUCCUUCGAGCAAAACAAUGCAACACCCAGAGACCUACUUUCUCAUGAGACGAAGCAAAGAUGGUUUCAUCAGUGCGACGGGCAUGUUCAAGAUUGCCUACCCUUGGGCUAAAUCGGACGAGGAAAAAGCUGAACGCGAGUACAUCAAGGCACGCUCAGAAACCAGCGAAGAUGAAAUCGCAGGCAAUGUGUGGAUUUCGCCUUUCCUAGCGCUAGAGCUGGCCAAAGAAUAUCAGAUGUUUGACUGGGUUCGCGCCUUGUUGGACUCCACCGAAAUCAUUCAGAGCCCAGCAGGUUCGAAGAAACCGAUUACCCCGCCACCGAAGUUUGACAUUCCACCAUCCGUGGAAUCGGCUGAGGAGCCCGUACCGUCUACUCGUACCCGGAGCCGACGCUCUGCAUCUCCUACCAAGUUUUCGUCUCCUAAGAAGAACGCAUCUCCUCGCAAAUCGAGGGCUACUAGAGCUGCCCAGGACAGCUCAGCAGCCGCUACCAACGCUGCCAGUGCUACCCUGCAAGCCGCUCUCAACGGCUCUGUGGAGAAUGAAUCCGUUGAUGAAUCAAAUGAUGCCGCUACUUCCGAGCAGCCUGAAACCGCAGAGAAGGAUGAAAAGGAUGAGAAGGAGGCGAAGGACGUGAAAGAUGCGAAGCCGAAGAAGAGUAGCAGGUCUAAGAAGCAAGCCCCUGCUCCUACCGAGGUUAAAGUGAACGCCCAGCCCGCAGCCGAAAUCAAAGACGAUGUUGAAGUCAACGUCUCGGUUGAGUUGCCAGUCAGCCUCUCCGAUCUCCCGCCCGCCGAAAACACGGAGCAGAUGAUUGCGGAAGCGAAGAAGAUGGUCGAGGAGGCCACGAAACAGGAAGAAGACGACACAGCCGCUGAGGCUUCAUCUUCGAAGAAGCGCAAGUCCGAUGAAGUCGAGGAAGAAGAAGACAAGACACAGGCCACAGGCCAGCCGACGAAGAAGGCAAGAGUGCUGGAAGACAAACUGAAAAAGGAACGCGUACGGAACCGAGCCCUUGUCGGCGUGACGGCCACAUUAGCACUUGCGUGA
Messenger RNA from Talaromyces rugulosus, 1272 nucleotides. RefSeq lists its product as uncharacterized. The record is from RefSeq and is a predicted model, not a curated record. Gene Ontology annotation, biological process: mitotic telomere tethering at nuclear periphery; meiotic attachment of telomere to nuclear envelope. Gene Ontology annotation, molecular function: DNA binding. Bases 1 to 1272 code for a protein of 423 amino acids. The transcript has 4 exons. Gene Ontology annotation, cellular component: nuclear membrane complex Bqt3-Bqt4. NCBI's taxonomy places the organism in Eukaryota, Fungi, Ascomycota, Eurotiomycetes, Eurotiales, Trichocomaceae.